This is a messenger RNA of Protobothrops mucrosquamatus (brown spotted pit viper), 1393 nucleotides long. RefSeq names its product G protein subunit gamma 4 (gene GNG4). Bases 138 to 365 code for a protein of 75 amino acids. The record is from RefSeq and is a predicted model, not a curated record. Gene Ontology annotation, biological process: G protein-coupled receptor signaling pathway. Lineage: Eukaryota; Metazoa; Chordata; Lepidosauria; Squamata; Viperidae. Gene Ontology annotation, molecular function: G-protein beta-subunit binding. Gene Ontology annotation, cellular component: heterotrimeric G-protein complex. The transcript is spliced from 3 exons.
UGGGUUUUUUUUUUCCCCGGGCAUGUGCACCCUCAGCACGUCCCUGCUUGCACUCGAGGCGUGAGCGUGGUGGCUUCGCUUGUUCGAAUCUCUCUGGCUGGCUAAAGCCUCCAUUUCUUGCUGCACGGAAAAUCAGAAUGAAGGAGAUAAUGCCUAAUAACAGUACAACAAAUAUAUCUCAAGCAAGAAAAGCAGUGGAGCAAUUAAAAAUGGAAGCAUAUCUGGAUAGGAUAAAGGUAUCCAAGGCAGCUGCUGAUUUAUUGGCAUAUUGUGAUGCUCAUAUGGGAGAAGAUCCCCUUAUUAUACCAGUGCCUGCAUCUGAAAAUCCCUUCCGGGAGAAGAAGCUCUUAUGUACUAUCCUAUGAUUCACCCUGCAAUUAAAAAUGUUAUCUGUGAAAAUACAUUACCGAUGGUGCAUGCUUUUCCUAAAGGUUUCUCCCAUAUAGUAAUUUAGACUAAAAGUAACCCUUUCUAGAACACAAUAUAUUCUAAGUUAAUACAUUUUAAGUGAAGGUUUUUAAUGUCAAUUUUUCUAUCAGUGGUAUGUGUUCAACAUUUCUAUUGUUCUCUAUUUGUGUUUUGUAAUAAAAGAAUCCUAUUUGUUUUUAAGUAUGUGAUAAUUAGAUUUUGUUCAUUAAAUUUCAUGAACUGUCUUUGGCUUGUUUGCACAGUAGACUAGCCAUAGCUUAUAUAAUAAUGGCUUAUGAAUUAACCAAAUUGCCUGACGGAACACACAGUGAAUCAUAAAUCGACUCUACAGGUUAGGUUUGCACAACACACUGAGUCACAAAUUGGCCAAUCGCCUUUUAGCCUCAUGUGUCGUGCCAACCCAGGCUGUCUUUCAGAGGGACCGAAGCUAUGAUGAGCAAUACGCACUAUUGAUUUCUUAAGUAUUUCCAUGUAAAAAGUGGGAUUUCAGAAGAGAAUGUGCUCGAUGAAUGUUUGAAUUAUGAAUAUUAAAGUUAAAUCAAAUCUUCCCAACUAGCUGCCUUAUAUCAAGUCAAGCUACUAGUCAACUUACUUGGAAUUAUCUGUACUGAUGAGCAGCACUUUCAGGUUUUGAACAGGAGCCUACUUAAGCCCAACCUGAGAUGCCAAGGAUUUAAUUUAGGACUUUUAAAAUUUAAAAUGUGUUCUUUACCAUUAAGAUGUUACUCUUCUUUUUUGUACUGCAGUAUGCUAAUUGCAGCAGGCAGUAGCACUGCUAAUAAACAUUGUAGUAAUAGUACCAGCACAUGAAAAACCCGCAGGCCAAAUAAAGACCAUACUGAUUUCAUUCCAUAGGUCAAACUGGCACAGUAUAGAGUUCAGUUCAAAUAAAGAAUCAUUUCUCAAAAUCUUACACAUUAAUUAUAGUUUCUGUGGGUACAGAUUCCCAUUUCAUACUAUAAAC